Molecule: messenger RNA, 2117 nt
Organism: Xenopus laevis (African clawed frog)
Lineage: Eukaryota; Metazoa; Chordata; Amphibia; Anura; Pipidae
Gene: tmem117.L
Product: transmembrane protein 117
Exons: 8
Coding region: 288-1802 (504 amino acids)
Source: RefSeq, a predicted model, not a curated record
UUCAUUAGCCAGUGCAUAAGCAGCUCAGUCUCAUCCAACUAUCAAGGCUUUCUAUUCCCAGGCCCUGUUAUAUCACAUGGGAAAUCUCAGCUGCCUGUCUGUAGUGAGAGGAUGACAAGAGAGAAGCAGCAGCUAGAAGGGAGCUCCAGUGGAGGGCGUCGGCACAGUGCCUGCAUGUCUAUUCCUGGAAACUGAAGCAAUGCCCUGGAAGCUCUCCUCUGCAAGGUUAAUGUGUGGAGAGCUCACUGUUUGAUCAGUCUGAGAAACCUCCUUCUAUACUGCCAAGCAUGGAUAAAGACUUCCGUUACUAUUUCCAGCAUCCGUGGUCCCGCAUUGUAAUUGCUUACCUUGUGAUAUUCCUUAACUUUUUACUAUUUGCGGAGGAUCCUAUAUCUCACAGCCAAACUGAGGCCAAUGUGAUUGUUGUUGGAAACUGUUUUUCUUUUAUGAUUACUAAAUACCCUGGAGUUGGUUGGGGUGUAUUAAAAGUGAUUCUCUGGCUAUUGGCUAUUGUCACUGGAUUGUUUGCCGGAAAGCUCCUGUUUCAUCAGCGUUUGUUUGGUCAUGUGCUUCGUUUGAAAAUGUUUAGGGAAGACCAUGGAUCGUGGAUGACCAUGUUUUUCAGCAUUAUACUUUUUCUAUUCAUUUUUUCACAUAUCUACAAUCUGUUUCUUCUCAUGGCAGGAGGCAUGAGCACAUACAUUAUAAAUGAAUAUAUGAAUAUCAGAAACGAAAGCUUCAUGAAAGUAGCAGCAGUGGGAACUUGGAUGGGAGACUUUGUAACUGCAUGGAUGGUCACUGAUUUGAUGCUUCAGGACAAUCAAUACCCAGAGUGGGGCAAGCCAGCAAGACGUUUUUGGAGAAAAGGAAACACACGGAUAAUCUUGUUCUGGACUGUUCUGUUUACCCUAACCUCUGUUGUUGUGUUGGUUAUUACCACGGACUGGAUAAGUUGGGACAAGCUGAAUCGGGGAUUUUUGCCAAGUGAUGAGGCCUCCCGAGCCUUUCUAGCUUCAUUUAUCUUGGUAUUUGACCUUCUGAUUGUUAUGCAGGACUGGGAAUUUCCACACUUUAUGGGCGAUGUUGAUGUUAACCUUCCGGGAUUGCCUACUGCUCACUUACAGUUCAGAGUUCCAUACUUCCAUCGGAUUUUUAAAGAAGAAUAUCACAUACAUAUUACAGGAAAAUGGUUUAACUAUGGCAUUAUAUUUCUUGUGCUCAUCCUUGAUCUUAAUAUGUGGAAAAAUCAAAUAUUUUACCAGCCAUCCGCUUACGGCCAGUAUAUAGGUCCAGGAAAGAAGAUAUACACUGUUGAAGAUGCUGAAAGUUUACAAAAUCUCAACAAGACAACAUUAACGUAUGAAUGGCGAUCAAAUAACACAGACCCAUACACCAACAAGACCUACGUUGAGGGGGAUAUGUUCUUGCACAGUAGGUUUAUUGGGGCAAGUCUGAAUGUUAAAUGUCUGGCCUUUAUUCCAAGUAUUAUGGUCUUUGUCUUAUUUGGAUUUUUCAUAUUGUUCUUUGGUCGAUUUAAAAAAAGUGAACUUGGGAUGGAAAAUAAAGACAAAACAUACACACGUAUCAAGAGGAAAUCCCUCUCUGAGCACAGCAAAGAAAUGAGUAUAACUAUAGAGAAUCUACAGGCAGUGGUGGAAGAGCCUUUAUGCCUACAUGAGCCAACUUUAAUUUCAAUCAAGACAAAAUCCAGUGAAAUAUCAAAUUGCCCUUCUCCUUCACUGGCCUCUGAGACACCGAGAUCAUCAGAACACUGUAUUCCCACUGAAGACCCUGAAAGCUAACUAUGGUACAAACACGUGGCAAUAAUGAACUGUUUUGUGUGUGGUUUCUUAUUUCGUAAUACAUUUUGUAAUAGAAAUAUAUGUUUAAAUUUGACAGCACUAAACCAUAUUUCCUUAAAGGUGCUCACAACUGUACAACUUGCACACUUUUGUAUUGUGCUAUAUGUGCCUCUGUUGUAACAUUCCUUAGAAAGUAGUUACACACCUCUGUAGUAUACAAGCUAAUGUGACAUUAGUUGGCAUACACAUAUUUACAGAUGAAUCGCUGUGCCUUGAUUAUAUCAUACUUUAAUAAACCAAUUUUUUUUUAAUUCA